AUCGCUAGUAGCCAGCUGUUUGUUAAAUGUUCAUUUUUUUUUCAAGCGAAAUCAAGCAUUUUUUAAAGAAAUUAAACAGUUCUACAGUUAUUAAAUUGAACAUUUAAGAUGCCCAAGGUUCGACGCAGUCGCAAACCACCGCCGGACGGUUGGGAGCUGAUCGAACCAACUCUCGAAGAACUGGAGCAAAAAAUGCGCGAAGCCGAAACGGAACCGCACGAGGGCAAACGCAUCACGGAAUCCCUUUGGCCCAUCUUUAAGAUCCACCACCAGAAGACACGCUACAUCUACGAUCUAUUCUAUCGUCGGAAAGCCAUCAGCCGGGAAUUGUACGACUACUGUCUGAAGGAGAAGAUCGCCGAUGGCAAUCUGAUUGCCAAGUGGAAGAAGUCCGGAUACGAGAACCUCUGCUGUCUGCGUUGCAUUCAAACGAGGGACACCAAUUUCGGCACGAACUGCAUAUGCCGGGUGCCCAAAUGCAAACUGGAGGAGGGUCGCAUCGUCGAGUGUGUCCACUGCGGUUGUCGCGGCUGCUCCGGUUAGAUUCCAUGUGGACGCAUCAUUGGCAUCUUUAUUUGACACAAAUAAUUCUUAUAA
Messenger RNA from Drosophila mauritiana, 597 nucleotides. It is a transcript of the gene l(1)10Bb, whose product is annotated as protein BUD31 homolog. NCBI's taxonomy places the organism in Eukaryota, Metazoa, Arthropoda, Insecta, Diptera, Drosophilidae. Gene Ontology annotation, biological process: mRNA splicing, via spliceosome. The transcript has 2 exons. Gene Ontology annotation, cellular component: spliceosomal complex; nucleus. The record is from RefSeq and is a predicted model, not a curated record. Bases 109 to 543 code for a protein of 144 amino acids.